AUGGAUUCCUCGGUGGUGAGAUUUUCCCAAUCGCCGGCGAGAGUGACGCCGGAAUUUGAACCAGAUAUGGAGAAGAUUAAACGGCGGCUGCUGAAGUACGGUGUUGACCCAACCCCUAAAAUCCUAAGCAAUCUCCGAAAGAAGGAAAUUCAAAAACACAAUCGGAAAACCAAGCGCCAAAUCGAGUCCGAAUCGGAGGUAUACACGGAGGCGGAGAAACAAUCUAUGGAGGAAGAAGCUCGAUUCCAAACCCUAAAGCAGGAAUACAAGCAAUUCACGAGGACAAUAUCGGGGAAAAAGAGCGGCGAUGGAGGAAGGAUUGACGGUGGUUUGUUGGUGGGGAAUCCAUGGGAAGGAAUCGAGAGAGUGAGAUUGAAGGAGCUCGUUAGUGGUGUCCGGAGAGAAGAAGUUAGUGGUGGUAAACUGAGGAAAGAGAAUCUAAAGGAAUUGAAGAAGAUACUCGACCAGGAUCUUCGUUGGGUUCUCGAUGACGACGUUGAUGUGGAAGAUUACGAGAUGGCUCGAAACGAAGACAGAGAAUUCGAUCCUGCGAAGCGGUGGCGUAACGAAGGAGAAGCUGUGAGAGUUCUCGUUGACAGAUUGAGUGGUAGAGAAAUCACUGAGAAGCAUUGGAAGUUUGUGAGGAUGAUGAAUCAGUCAGGGCUUCAGUUCACUGAAGAGCAAAUGCUUAAGAUUGUUGAUCGAUUGGGACGUAAACAGAGCUGGAAACAAGCUUUAGCUGUUGUUCGUUGGGUGUAUUCGGAUAAGAAGCGUAAACAUCUUAGGAGCAGGUUUGUUUACACCAAACUUUUGUCCGUUCUUGGGUUUGCAAGGAGGCCCCAGGAAGCUCUGCAGAUAUUCAAUUUGAUGCUUGGUGAUCGCCAGUUGUAUCCUGAUAUGGCGGCAUACCACAGUAUUGCUGUGACGCUUGGGCAAGUGGGUUUUUUGAAGGAGUUGCUGAAAGUAAUUGAGCGUAUGAGGCAGAAACCUACUAAAUUACUUAAGAAUGUGCGUCAAAAGAACUGGGAUCCUGUGCUUGAACCCGACGUGGUGGUGUAUAAUGCUAUUCUGAACGCUUGUGUUCCGUCGCAACAAUGGAAGGCUGUUUCAUGGGUAUUUAUAGAGUUAAGAAAAAAUGGUCUGAGACCUAAUGGAGCUACAUAUGGACUUGCAAUGGAGGUUAUGCUGGAGUCAGGAAAGUAUGAUCGUGUUUACGAUUUUUUUAGGAAGAUGAAAAGCAGUGGCGAAGCUCCAAAAGCAAUUACGUACAAAGUUCUUGUCCGAGCUCUCUGGAGAGAAGGCAAAAUCGAGGAAGCUGUUGAAGCAGUCAGAGAUAUGGAACAAAAGGGAGUUAUAGGAACAGGUACAGUUUACUAUGAAUUAGCAUGCUGUCUCUGCAACAACGGGCGUUGGCGUGAUGCAAUGCUCGAGGUGGGGAGGAUGAAAAGACUUGAAAACUGCAAGCCCCUCGAGAUUACCUUCACAGGACUCAUAGCGGCUUCAUUGAACGGUGGUCAUGUUGACGAUUGCAUGGCUAUAUUCCAGUAUAUGAAAGAUAAAUGUGACCCAAAUAUAGGAACUGUGAACACGAUGCUUAGAGUUUAUGGUAGGAAUGAUAUGUUUUCAGAAGCUAAAGAAUUGUUUGAAGAGAUAGUCAAAGAAAAAGAACCUCAUAUGGUCCCAAAUGAGUAUACAUACAGCUUUAUGCUUGAAGCUUCAGCUAGAUCACUCCAGUGGGAAUACUUUGAGCAUGUGUAUCAGACAAUGAUUCUUUCUGGGUGUAAAAUUGAUCAAACAAAACAUGCAGCAAUGCUUAUAGAAGCAUCUAGAGCCGGGAAGUGGGGUCUUAUAGAGCAUGCCUUCGAUGCAGUUCUUGAAGAUGGAGAAAUUCCUCAUCCAUUGUUUUUCACCGAAAUGUUGUGUCACGCGACAUCUAAAGGCGAUUACCAAAGAGCUAUCACACUGAUUAACACCGUGGCUCUCGCUUCUUUCCAGAUCAGUGAAGAACAAUGGACUGACCUUUUCGAAGAGAAUCAAGAUUGGCUUAAUCUGGAGAAUCUACAGAAGCUUGCUGAUUAUCUCCUUGACUGUGAUUAUGCAAGUGAACCAACGGUCUCAAACCUUUCAAAGUCAUUGAAGUCUCUGUGUGGGUCUUCUUCUUCAACACAACCAUUGUUAGCCAUUGAUGUAACAACCAACAGCGAGAAACCGGAGGAACAUAACAACCAUUCUUCAACACAACCAUUGUUAGCCAUUGAUGAUACAACAAUGGAAGCUGGUAAUGAUACUAAUGGUGAAGCUUGGGAAUUUACAGAGACAGAACUCGAGACUUUGGGUCUAGAAGAACUUGAGAUUGACGAUGAUGAUGAAUCCAGUGAAUCUGAUUCACUUUCAGUUUAUGACAUUCUGAAAGAAUGGGAAGAGAGUAGUAAGAAGGAGACUUGA
Molecule: messenger RNA, 2445 nt
Organism: Arabis nemorensis
Lineage: Eukaryota; Viridiplantae; Streptophyta; Magnoliopsida; Brassicales; Brassicaceae
Source: the annotation of a GenBank genome assembly